UCUUUAAAAAUGUCAAUAAGUUCUGUUAUUAAGGAUAUUAAAGGUCGUCUUGACGGAAAAGUUGCUAUUAUUACUGGAGCAGGAAGCGGUAUUGGUUUUGAAUCGGCCGUUUUGUUUGCUAGGGAAGGAGCAUUUGUAGUUGCUGCCGAUAUUAAUCUUAAAUCCGCUGAGGCUGUGGUUGAAAGAAUAAAGGAGAAAUUUCCAUUGAAUGUUCAUAGACGUUCCGUUGCUUAUAAGGUAGACGUUUCCAAGGAAGAUGAAGUUAAGAAAUUGGUGGAAUUUACGUUGAAAGAAUUUGGCAAACUUGAUGUUAUGUUUAAUAACGCUGGUAUAAUGCACCCUCAUGAUGACAAUUGUAUCAAUACUGAUGAAAAAGUCUGGGACCUCACGAUGAAUAUCAACCUCAAAGGUGUCUGGUAUGGUUGUAAAUGGGCUAUUGAAGCAAUGCGAAGGAAGACGGAUAAUAAGGGUGGAAGCAUUAUCAAUACAGCCAGUUUUGUCGGACUCAUGGGUUCUGCAACUCCUCAGAUAGCUUACACUGCAUCCAAAGGAGCCGUUAUUGCAUUGAGCCGUGAAUUGGCUGUUACUCAUGCUCGAGAAAACAUUCGUGUUAAUUCACUAUGCCCUGGAUCUUUACGUACCCCAUUACUCAUGGACUUCCUUAAUACUGAAGAAAAAAAAAACCGAAGACUUACCCAUAUACCAAUCGGAAGAUUCGGUGAACCAAUUGAACAAGCUCAAGCGGCCCUGUUCUUGGCAUCCGAUGAAUCAUCUUAUGUCACGGGAACUGAGUUUAAGGUCGAUGGAGGUCUUACUGCCGCAUAUGUGACCCCCGAAGGACCUUGCACAAGUGUGCCGCCGAAAAAUUAUUUUAAACCUGCAUCGGAAAAGAAAUAA
This is a messenger RNA of Scutellospora calospora, 897 nucleotides long. The record is from the annotation of a GenBank genome assembly. Lineage: Eukaryota; Fungi; Glomeromycota; Glomeromycetes; Diversisporales; Gigasporaceae.